This is a messenger RNA of Ostertagia ostertagi, 441 nucleotides long. The record is from the annotation of a GenBank genome assembly. Lineage: Eukaryota; Metazoa; Nematoda; Chromadorea; Rhabditida; Trichostrongylidae.
AUGGUCGGCUCGACACUGCACGAAUUUGAUAUGGUUCAAAUUGCGAAUGAAGGAGCCAUCAUCUCCUUGUUAGGAAUAAAGCACACUGAUGAAAUCACGGACAAAUAUCGCAAAGAUUUGUUUGGCAGGAAACUACUUUUCAAUCACACCACCGCUACGCAGGCCAUUUUCCUUUCAACCUACGUGGUCGCACACUCGAUGCGAGCCGCUGGAGGUGAGGUAUAUCUCUACUCCUAUAAGAACUCCCGUCACUCUCGCCAUACUGACGAUCUCUCGUAUAUCAUGGGAAUUCAUGCGUUUGAGCCUGACGCAAACGAGAAAGUACUCGCGGAGAUCUACCCGAAACUCUUCAUGGAUUUCAUCAAGACUGGGAAACCGCGCCAAGACUGGACCCUCUCGAGGAGGUUGACAAUUCAUGAUAUUGAUUGUCACGUACGAUAA